Molecule: messenger RNA, 1260 nt
Organism: Tauraco erythrolophus (red-crested turaco)
Lineage: Eukaryota; Metazoa; Chordata; Aves; Musophagiformes; Musophagidae
Gene: CCDC51
Product: coiled-coil domain containing 51
Source: RefSeq, a predicted model, not a curated record
AUGGGGCCGAUGAAAUAUAAGUCAAGUGUGUCCUCGGUGUCCUGUGGUCUGCAAUAUCACCAUUCUUUGAUAAAGUGGAGUCCAAAAAUGAAUUCACACGUAGUGCGGCCUUUCUGCUCGUCAGCACCUAAGAGGCCUGAAGCCAAGUCUGCGAUAGAAAUGGCCAUGGGUCGUCUCCAUCGGCUGACGGAGGCUGGGACUGUCAUGGGGAAAAACUCCCUUCAAAAAAUGUCUGCAACGUGCAGGAGCUGGUGGGACAGAUACGAAGAGUUUGUUGGAAUUAAUGAAGUUCGAGAGGCACAGGGAAAAGUGACAGAGGCUGAAAAUGUCUUUAUGAUAGCUCGAGGGAUAGUACGAGAGGCUCGUGAAAAUGUAGAAGCCCAGCAGAUUAAACUGAAGGAAAUUCGAGACCGCUUAGACAGGGUCUCUCGAGAUGACACCCAGUAUUUGGAACUGGCUACUCUGGAACACAGGUUGCUGCAGGAAGAAAAGAGGUACCGAGCUGCAUAUUUAAAUGCAGAAGAGUCCGAGAGAGAAAAAUUCUCUCUCUUCUCUGCAGCUGUAAGGGAAAGCCAUGAGAAAGAGCGAACAAGAGCUGAAAAAACGAAGAACUGGUCUAUUAUUGGUUCUGUACUGGGAGCUAUUAUAGGUGUUCUUGGUUCCACCUAUGUUAAUCGAGUAAGGCUGCAAGAAUUAAAAGUCUUGGUGCUCGAAGCACAGAAGGGCCCAAUAAAUCUGCAAGAAGCCAUCAGAGAACAGGCCUCCAGUCAUUACUUACAGCAGAAGGAUCUCAGCGACGUCAUAGCAGACCUGAAAAACAUGCUGCGAACAAGGACAUCGCAGGAAGUGAAAGAAGGUGCUUUGUUAACUACAGAAGACAGGAAUGACUCCAUAAAAAUAGAUUCUCUUUUGAUUCCUUUGAACGAGCAGCUGAACUACACAAAACAAGUCAGUUCCUGCCUAGGGAGCUUACAGCAGCAGUUGAACAGCCUGCAGGAGAGCGUGGUGCAAGUGAUUGCUGAGCUGCACAGUGUUAAAGUCGCCGUUCAUUCUCGACCGGUGGAGCGAGUGAUGCCGAGGUCGGCAGCGGAGGGUAAGGGCCAGGCUUCUGCCGUCAGAGAUGUCAUUUUAGAAUUGUGCGAUACCGAGCGGAGACUGGAAACGCAAAUCAAGAAAAAUUCCAUUUACAGCACUGCUCUGACAUGUGCCGUGUUUGCUCUUACCGUGCCAGUACUCUAUGUUAUCCUGAAGGGGAACUGA